This is a messenger RNA of Cercospora beticola, 745 nucleotides long. RefSeq lists its product as uncharacterized. Gene Ontology annotation, cellular component: zeta DNA polymerase complex. The record is from RefSeq and is a predicted model, not a curated record. NCBI's taxonomy places the organism in Eukaryota, Fungi, Ascomycota, Dothideomycetes, Mycosphaerellales, Mycosphaerellaceae.
UGAAACGUCUUCACGUCAACUAACAGCUUGUCUAGAUACUUGCCCGGGCCUCGCAAGAAUGGCCACAGAGCCGGCUACUUUCCUCACUUUCGUGACGGCUUUCGGCGAUUUCCUCACAGUAGCCAUUCACACCAUACUGUACGAGCGAGGCAUCUACCCCAAAACAUCGUUCAUCUCGGCGAAAACGUACAACUUUGCUGUGCGGCAGAGCAGACAUCCAAAGGUCUGUGAAUGGAUCAAUGAUGCCGUCAAUGCUGUCGAGGAGGAGAUCCUCAAAGGAAAUGCCGAACUGGUGGCGGUAGUUAUCUACAGCAAGCAAAACAAGCCGAUUGAACGAGUAGUCUUCGACGUUUCGCGAUUCCCCGUCGUUUCCGAGAAUGAGCACAACGUGCCUCUGGAGGCGGCAGAUGGACCCGACAUGCCUGUACUGCCACUCGUUGAUCUUGAAGAGCAGAUGCGCGCCACUAUGAGCCGACUAUCGAAUUGUGGAGCCGAUAUGAAGAAGCUGCCAGAUGGUUGCACCUUUACAGUUGCAGUUGAAUUGCGGCCUGAUGGCGAAGCUCCACUCGAGCACCCGCAGCACUGGGUGCCAGCACAAGCACCUCUCGAUGAGCAACAGCCGAACUUGGACAAGCAGACCAGACCCGUUCGAGCUGUUCAUGCUGGCAGCAUGGCCUUCGAAACCUGGAUAGAAGAAAUUGAGGAAACAAGGCCAUCAGACACAAGUCAGAGUACUGGCAGUUGA